Messenger RNA from Gigantopelta aegis, 1649 nucleotides. RefSeq lists its product as uncharacterized. The record is from RefSeq and is a predicted model, not a curated record. Bases 61 to 501 code for a protein of 146 amino acids. The transcript is spliced from 3 exons. NCBI's taxonomy places the organism in Eukaryota, Metazoa, Mollusca, Gastropoda, Neomphalida, Peltospiridae.
CUCGACUGAGGAUGAAUGGUCAGGUUUCGUUUUUAUCACUCAUGGAGGACUAUGUAAAAGAUGACAAGUGAAACUGGAUAUACCUGUUGGCGACGUGUCUGUGCAUUCUUCUUUGUAACAUGUAUUCUGUUUGACUGGACUGGAGCUCUGACGUGUUGGCACUGCAUAGCGGGGGACUGCGAUAUUAACCCGUCAGAUAACUACAAAGCUAUCAAGAAACCGUGCCUUCCACAACAACACUGUCAAAAGGUGUAUUUCGAGAUGUACAGUAACUUUGACAUGAAGAAGUACACGUCAACAGUGCGGAGCUGUGCGGAGGAGUGUAUACCACAGGACGAUUUCCAGAACUGUACCCAGGAUAUUUUCUUGACCCGCGGCUGUAGGAAGAAAACAUGCUGCGCCAACAAGGACCUCUGUAACUCAUCGUCUAUAGUCCAACAGCCUUUUGUUCUGAUUACUGUGUUCCUAUACACAUCGGUGCUCGUUACCCGGAAUCUUUGAUGGUGGUGACAAGUAUACACAGUGUGAGGGUAGUGAUAAUUGUACACACCGUGAGGGUGCUGGCAUUGGGAUACCUGAUGUGAUAUCACGCAUAAUUAUCGUGGAUUUCGUAUCAAACAGAAGACGAUAAUUAUGAAAUUAGAAGUAUAAAUUAAUUAUUUCAUUUUAAAAUUAUGUCUGUGUACAAAAGAGAUCUGUCGGCUUACUAGAACUACGUCUAGCCUAAAAUAAGUAAAGGAAAGUUUUAAAAUUCAGGCACGUGUGCUGGGGUGGAUGGGUCAGUUUAGGGUUUCGAAACCCCGUACCGAAAUUUUAGAUUUUCUUCAAAUAUAUUUUCCGAGGGAGUAUGACUCGACCUCCCAUAGAAAGUUCACUCGUCACAGUUAAUAUUCUUCUUUUGGAACCCUUCCCCUCAUGCCCCUGGGGGAUAUCAGAACUUCCAAAUUCACAAAAUGGUUUCCCCAUGAGCCAAGGUAGCGUCCCACAAAUUUUGGUUGGAAUUGUUUUUUCCUCUUUUGGGCUCCACCUAUCUGGCCCCGGAGGAGGAUCAGAAAUACCAAAAUUCACAAAUUGUUUUCUCCGUGUGUCAGGGAAGCUUCCCACAAAAUAUGAUUGGUAUUUAUCAGGUAAUUUUGUAGAAGUAAAAAAUUACAGUAUAAAUGCAUUUCUUUAUAUAACUAUAGUAAAGUUUGCCCCGCCCUGUGAACAAACGGGGGAUCCCACAUCAAUGGCAUUUACAAAUUAUAUAAAGCAUCUGCUGACCUUUACAUACAUGAACACUAUUCGGUUAUAGCAUUUCGGGCAGUCGAGAAGAAUAUUUGUUUUAAUGACGUUAACUGUCCCCUUUAUGACCCUGCCGCUCAGGCCCAUUGGAGUGGAGGAGGGGGUUGAAUGACCAACUUCACAAUUCUGUAGAAGAAAUUGAAUGUAUGAAAAGUUAGUGCACGACGACGGACGAUAAAAGACCGCAGUAGGUCACUUGACCCUUCUGCUCAUGUGACACAAAGCGGCCACUUUUUCUUAUUCCUUGCUCGCUAACCUUGUUAGGCACGGCCGUUGUUAAAGAGACAUUCCUGACUUUGCUGCAUUGUAAUAAGUUUCCGACUAAUACAAUAUUUCUACGAUUAAACUUACAUAUUAAAUAUAUU